CGUCACGCGCUACUUUCAGUCGACCGCCUGAUUUGUGUACGAAUCGUUAGGACGAUGUGCUAGCGAGGGAAAAAGGAGGCGUAAAUUGGCGAAAACGAACGGAACACCGAACCGUUUGCGCACUUGCAGUGCUGGUUUAUGACACACGCCCUUUGAGACAUAAUCCGCGGGAAAAAAAAGCAGAAGCUCGCGCGUUCGUUUGUCUAGCAGUCAGUCGCGACUAAACGACCGUGUGAUUUCAGCACCAGCCCGAGGACAGCUCGCGCUAGCAUGUGUUGUUACUAUAGUAAAACGGUGUAAACGCCAGUGUGUUGAGGAGAUCAGAACGGAAUGGCAUCGCGGUGGAUCCCGUUCGUCGCUUUACUGUGGGAGUUCCAGUGCUGCGUGUGCCGUGAGGUCACUCUUCCCGCCGGGCCGCUGUACCGGGUCGCAGGCUUCUCGCUGUCACUUCCCUGCGCCGUUUCGGGAUACGAAGGCCCGCGGACGCAGGAUUUCGAGUGGUACCUGUACCGGGAGGAUGCUGGGGGUCGGCAGAUCGGUGUGGUGUCCACACGCGACGCGGGCUUUCCGUACGCACCGUUCCAGAGUCGUGUGCAGGCCGGUGAGGUUCGAGUCGAGAGGGAUUCGGGCGACAAAGCCAGACUGAUCAUCCAGAGGCUGCGUCCAGACGAUCAGGGCCGUUACGAGUGUUACACGCCCAGCACUGACACCCGCUUCCUAGGGAACUACAGCUCAUCAGUGGUGGUCAAAGUGAUUCCCGACACGCUGCUCAUAACACACUCUCGCAUUCUGAGCGGCCAGCCGGUUAUCGAAGGCACAGAGCUUCAGCUGACGUGCGCCGCGUCUGUCCAAUCAGAUCAGCACACUCACGUGUCCGUCACGUUCGGCGUGCGCACCAGCAGGGGGGCGGAGUCUCUGGGGCACAACCUGAGAGAGAUCAUCGGCUUCGACCGCGAGCUGCGUGUGACGCCGGGCCGCAGCGGCGCCUACGGGAGGAGAUACAGGGACGGAGAGAUCGCUGUGGAGAAGCGCAGAGGAGACGGAGGCCGGGAUCUGUACGUGCUGAAGAUGAGCGCUCUGGCACCCGAGGAUUCUGGGUCGUAUUUCUGCGAGGCUGCGCAGUGGAUCAGAGAUCCGGAUGGCAAAUGGGAACGCCUCGCACAGAGGACCAUGGAGCUCGGGAAUCUCACCGUUCAACCGCUUGCGGAGACACUGAGUGUGCGCACCGUCCCGGACGGAGACGUCUCUCUGCGGCCCGGCGCUCCGCUCCGCCUCCGCUGUCAGGUGUUGGGUGUGGGUGUGUGGAAGCGCUCGGCGCUGCUGGUGCAGUGGAUGCGGCGCGGGCCGGCGGGGGGCGUGGAGGUGGAGGUGGUGCGUGUGGAUCCUGACGGUGUUGUGGCGUGGGGUGAUGAUGUCAGCAGGGCUGGAGGAGGCAGCAUGGAGAAGGAGGCGGACGGGAGCUUCUCUCUGCACCUGUUCUCCGUUCACCCCGCUGACGCCGGACUCUACUGCUGCGCCGUGAGCGUCUACGCCGGGAGGAGAACACCAGCGCCGGAGAGCCCAGCCACGAUCACACAGAGAUCAGAGUGGGUCACUGUCAGCCUGAAGACUGAAGAGGUGCGUGUAUCUGCUAGCAUUGAUUUGCCGCGUCGUCCGCUCCUGAAGCGCGGCAGCACCGUCACCCUGCUCUGUAACGUCUCUGUGGAAGCCACCGGUGCGUCACGCGUGGAGGUGCAGUGGCUUCAGACGCCGGAGGAGCCGGCGAGGAAAGACCCCGCGCUUUCUGAGGACAGCGGACGCCUCCUCCUGGCGACUCUGAGCUACGACGGCCUGACGCGCAUCUACAGCAACGGCAGCGAUCUGAGCGUGGACCGCGUGUCCGCCGGCUGCUUCAGGCUGAGGAUCUUCUCGGCCGCGGAGGAGGAUCAGGGACACUAUCAGUGCCGAGCCCAGGUGUGGGCGCAGGAUCCGCGCGGAGGGUGGUACAGCAGCGGCGCUGAAGCCCAGUCUGUGACCGUACACCUGUACCUGUACGCACGAGUCACUGAUCUGCUGCUCUUACCUCUCGUCAUCGGCGUGUCGUCGGCGCUGUUUGUGGGGAUACUGAUUAUCGCCACCGUGACGUGCUGCUUCAUGAGCAGACUGGCUAGACAGCGCUCACGCAUACGGAAGUAGGAAAUAUGAGAGAGACUUUCUUGGGAAAACAGUUGCAUAUACACAAACGCAUGCAGAUUCACUUCAAGCUGUGACGUUGUGAUUUGCACUGUUUCUUUUCACUCCACUUUGACAAAGUUAUUAAUUUCUCUGUGCGUUUGCUCAUAAUGAAUGAAAAGACGUCUGGACUAGAGUCUCUUGGAGAACCACUGUUAAUAAACGCACUGAAUCACUC
Cyprinus carpio (common carp) is the source of this 2389-nucleotide messenger RNA. Its product is annotated as immunoglobulin superfamily member 8-like. The record is from RefSeq and is a predicted model, not a curated record. NCBI's taxonomy places the organism in Eukaryota, Metazoa, Chordata, Actinopteri, Cypriniformes, Cyprinidae.